AAAGACCAACACCAGAGACACUGCUAGACUUAAAAGUUAGAGGAAUGACGCAACAGUGCAGAAACAAUUAGAUUCCCAUAUUUGUAUGCCGACUUCUCCAAUGAAAAAGCCUUGGAUUUUUUCUUCUCUACUCUUUUCUUCUUUAUUAUAACUCUCUCUCAUUAGUGCCCUCUUCCCCACUAAUCAGUAAUUACUCCUCUCAUCAAAACCCCCCCCAUUCCUUUCAUGAUCAUAUCCCUUCUUUGAUCCCAUAGUUACAAUCUUGCUUGAAUAUAUAGCCCUCUUUUUCUCUUUCAAAAACACACUACUACUGCUACUGCUGCAGCAGCUACUACAACAACUACUACUUCUACUACUGCUGCUGCUGCAAUAUCUUCCAUUAAUAUAUAUAUAUAUAUAUUAUAUAUAUACAUAUUACAUGCUAAAUAUGACAACUGUCUCUCUUCCUAAACCUCCUCCAUUCAAUAAUAGUAGGACAAGUGAAGAUAAAGAAAAGAAAAACCCUUUGGUUUUUGACUCCUCGGUUCUUCAGUACCAACCAACCAUACCCCAAGAAUUCAUUUGGCCAGACCAUGAGAAGCCAGGCUCCACAGGGUCACCCGAGCUAGUGAUCCCUCCCAUUGAUUUGAAGGGCGUUUUCGAUGGAGAUGAUCUGGCAAUGUCUAAUGCAUCAAAGCUGGUCAAUGAGGCUUGCAGAAAACAUGGAUUUUUCCUUGUUGUCAACCAUGGGAUCGAUUCUGAGCUCAUCAAAAAGGCACACCACUACAUGGACCUUUUCUUUGGAAUGCAGCUCCCCGAGAAACAGAGAGCUCAGAGAAAGGUUGGCGAGCUCUGUGGAUAUGCUAGCAGCUUCACUGGCAGAUUCUCCUCCAAACUUCCAUGGAAGGAAACACUCUCUUUUCGUUUCUGUCACGACCAACAGUUUCCGACCAUUGUUGAGGACUACUUCGUUGGUGUAAUGGGUGAACAUUUCAGAGAAUUUGGGAAAGUGUACCAAGAAUACUGUGAAGCCAUGAGCAGGAUCUCACUUGGGGUGAUGGAGCUUCUGGGGAUGAGCCUAGGAGUUGGGAGAGAGUAUUUCAGAGAAUACUUCGAAGGAAAUGAUUCCAUAAUGAGAUUGAAUUACUACCCAGUUUGCCAAAAACCAGAUCUAACACUGGGGACUGGGCCUCACUGUGAUCCCACUUCUCUAACAAUUCUUCAUCAGGAUCAAGUGGGUGGUCUUCAGGUGUUUGUAGACGAUGAAUGGCAUGCCAUUACUCCUAACCCAGAUGCUUUUGUUGUUAAUAUCGGUGACACUUUCAUGGCUCUAUCAAAUGGGAUUUACAAGAGUUGCUUGCACAGAGCAGUGGUAAACAACAAAACAGUGAGAAGAUCCCUGGCUUUCUUCCUAUCCCCAAAGAUGGACAAAUUGGUAAUUCCACCAAAUUGUUUGGCGGGUCCCAACAAUCCUAGGUUGUAUCCUGAUUUCACCUGGUCUUCUCUUCUAGAAUUCACUCAGAAGCAUUAUAGGGCAGACAUGAAAACCCUCAAUGCCUUUACCCAGUGGAUCAUCUCUCACCAAAUCGACUGAUCAAAACACAUAUAUAAUACUACACUCUUCCUUUUUUUUUUUAAAUUUUCAUCACCAAAAAAAGAAAAAAAAAAUGAAGGUGAUUUGAUUUUACUUUGUAUGAGCUCUGUUCGUUGCAUUUCCUAGGCUGAUCUAAAAAGUGGGAUUGAAGUUGUUGUGAUCAGUACUUGUCACAAUUGAUGGAGAGAAUUAUGUAAAUGAAAUGAAAAUAUAUAUAUAAUUAAUUAGUAGAUAUUUGGAGUGUGGUGUUAUAGAGAAGGGUUGCUUACAUAGGCUCUAAAAAUUUGCUU
Molecule: messenger RNA, 1863 nt
Organism: Humulus lupulus (European hop)
Lineage: Eukaryota; Viridiplantae; Streptophyta; Magnoliopsida; Rosales; Cannabaceae
Product: gibberellin 20 oxidase 1-D-like
Exons: 3
Coding region: 419-1573 (384 amino acids)
Biological process (GO): flower development; gibberellin biosynthetic process; response to light stimulus
Molecular function (GO): gibberellin 20-oxidase activity
Source: RefSeq, a predicted model, not a curated record